Messenger RNA from Syzygium oleosum, 3051 nucleotides. RefSeq lists its product as uncharacterized. The record is from RefSeq and is a predicted model, not a curated record. Lineage: Eukaryota; Viridiplantae; Streptophyta; Magnoliopsida; Myrtales; Myrtaceae. The transcript has 10 exons. Bases 94 to 3033 code for a protein of 979 amino acids.
GCGCGCCCUCCAAAACCGUAGAGAACACGCCCGUAAUCGCUCGCGAGCUUCGAAGCCCACCAUCCUCCUCUCCUUCGUCCUUCGGCUCCCUCCAUGGCGGCCGGCGUCCAUGUCGAGGACGACGACGACGACGAGGGCUUCGGGGACUUCGCCUUCGCCGCCGCCGCCGCCGCCGCCUCCGCCUCCAUUUCCAGCAACGGCGGAGCCUCCGCCUCUCGGAACGACGACGACUGGUCCGAUUUCGUCGGCUUCGGCCCGAUCUCGUCUGCCAAAUCCGUCGCCCAUCCUUCGAGCGACUCGAGCUCGUCGGCAAUACCUGAUUUCUUCGCGGAUCGCUCGGUAGAACCGCAGGCCGCCGCUCCGGCGCCGAGCGGCGCGAACUCACUGGAAGCCCAGUGGCUGAAGCCUAAGGGAGCUAUACCGUUGUCGAUAUUCGGGGAAGAGGAGGAGGAGGAGGAGGAGGAGGAGCAACCUGCCGCAGUCGAUCCUACAGUGGCCGAUGCCAGUCCCGCGUUUAAGCUGGCGAAUGGUCAUUUGGUGAAGACGAGUUCCGAUUUGAACGUCGGUGUCGGAUUGAACGACUUGAUUUCUAAUUUGUAUGAUCGGAGUCCGAAAGUCGGUAAUCCAAACGGAACGGAUGCGGAUCAUAACGCGAACUCGGUGGCAUACGGUCAGGAUCUGAACGGUGAAGCUCAUAGUGGGUCGAAUCUGAAGUUGAGUUCGACGGGGAUAGACUCCUCUGUGCUUAACGGAAAUGGCGAGUUGGUUGAUGAUGAAGAGUGGGAAUUUACGUUUGUGGAUGCGGAGAGAGUGUCUAGCGACCAGAAUAUUAAGCUGUUUAACCAGGAAAAGCAGAAUAAAGUUGAGAUUGAUGCAGCUGAGAAUGGGAACGUGUCCAUUUCGAGCGGCAAUGGUUGGAAUUUUGAUGUGCAUGUUUCCACUCCAAACUUCGACAUGCUGAAAUCAGGCAUUAAUGGGCUUGUUAUUGAUUCUGUUAGAAAAGAGGAGGAUAUAGGUGACGAUUUUGGUUGGGAAUUCAAAGGUGCAGAAAUUGAAUCUCAGUUCAAUCAUGAGAACUGUAAGGGUAAUGGGGCAACAUUCGGAAGUUCACCGACGAGUGAAGCCACUUUUGAUUUUAGCAACGGUGCACUCGGACAAUCCGAUUUGUUUGUCUCAUCAAAGUGGAUUGCUGAUGAAUUUGUCAUGUCAAAUUCUGUGUACGACUUGAACCCAAAACCCAAGACCGACCUGAAAGGCACCAAUCAUGAAGUUAAUUUCAAUCAAGUUGAUGGAGUUGCUGAAACUGAGGAAAAUGAUUGGGACUUUAGGUGUGCGUCUUCAGAAACUGGUUCAAGUGCUCAGGAUGAUCUGAAGCAUGCUGAUAACGGUGCAAAGACAAGUACAAUGGAGAGGAGUGCUGACUCUGGCCAAAAUUUUUGGGAAUUUAAAGACGCCUUAUCAGAAGCUGCAUCAAAGCAUGAGAGAAAUGAGAAACACCAUGGGAAUGGGAAAAAGGAAGCCCUGCCACUGUCUCUUUUUGGUGAUGAAGAUUUGGGAAAAGAAGAUACAAUAGUGCAAGACGACAGUUUUAUCAAAGAACCUGCACCUGAUACAAGAGAUAGGACUAAACUAACUUCAGGAACAUCCAUCAAUGAUCUUAUAUCAAGUCUGUACAGCGAAUCCAUGCCGAAUACUCCUGCGGCUGACAUUAAAAUGCUGAGUGAGGGUGCACUGAAUACCACCUGGACAAAUUCGGAAACAGAUUCAGCAAUCAAAGAGGACGACUUUGGUGAUUGGGAUUUUCAGGGUGCUGCCUAUACACCAAGAGGAGAUGAACCUCAGAGCUUUGGCACAAGUACUCCAUGGCUUAGUAUUGAUGGGUCAAAUUCAAGCCACACUGUGCCAGUGUCCAGAUUAGGAAAUAACCUAAACGUCUUAGAGGAUAUUUCUUGGGAGCAUAGCGAUCUCUACCAUGGGACCAAAUCUACAGAAAUCUCUCUAACCAGUCCUGUGGAUUCGCUUCAAAGUUUUCGCAUUGAAUUAGAACUUGAUGAUCUUGUUCAAUUUUAUUGCAAUUUGAAGGAUGAGUUGUGCCUUGUUGCUCGCCAGCAUCUUAAUCAGAAGGUGCAUGACCCUGUUGAUCUUGCUGGUGAAAAUGCAAAGGCAAAAGCUCAUGAUGAGGAAAUUCAGGAGCUUCACGAUGAGCUGCAUUCAAACGACUCGUUCUUACAACUGCCCUCAAAUAAUCUAUCUGAGAGAGAUAUCAGCAUCAGUACAUUUCUUGAAGUCUUAUCUGGAGAAAAGUUCCACGUGAUUGAGGCAGAGUAUAGCUUGUCGAGUAGAUUGUCAUCGGUAGAGAGAGAUUCAAAGUCACUGGUUGAACUCUUGAGACACGUAGCCUUGGUACUUAAAAUCUUAAAAUUAGGAUCAGCUGAGGAGCAAUUGAAAUAUGUUUCCACAUGGUCUAAAAUGAUCUCUGCUUGUGCUCGAGAGCUAAAGCAUGGAGCCUCAAUAUGGAAGCAAGCUCUGGAGAAGAAUGUUUCCAGUCAAAUAUUAUCUGAAAAAGAAGGCAAGCAGUAUAUACUUGCGCUUGGAGAAGUUUACAGAGCAGUCGGAGUUCUUGGGGCCUCAGUCAUGUUGUACAAACCAUGGAUUCUUCUUAAUUAUGGAGAUUUCUCUGGCAUAUCUGCUCUUUUAGAUGAAUGUGCUUCUUCAUGGUCCAAUUCAGGCCUUGAAGAAGCUCUUCAAAGCAUAUCCAAUCCUCUGGAGUUCCAAUAUGAGGAGACCGUCGAGGCUUUAGUGGAGUCCAUCAAGCAUGUUUACAGUCUCAAUGCAGGUGUACUCCAGAAGGCUGUUUUUUCUUGUGAAGAACCUGUUUGCCAUUUGUCUCUGUUGAAUCCAGGAACGGUGCCAGGUAUGAAAAUGAUUGUCUGGGACGAGGAGCAGUAUUUUCUCAAACUCGCUAAUCUAUGGGCAAAUUUGAUCAGCCGUCAUCCUCCAGAAUUGCCGUGCAUCAAGAUUUGUGGCUCUUGACGCGAUGUUUACUGGUCA